Molecule: messenger RNA, 3741 nt
Organism: Betta splendens (Siamese fighting fish)
Lineage: Eukaryota; Metazoa; Chordata; Actinopteri; Anabantiformes; Osphronemidae
Gene: ldlrb
Product: low density lipoprotein receptor b
Exons: 18
Coding region: 180-2744 (854 amino acids)
Molecular function (GO): calcium ion binding; protein binding
Source: RefSeq, a predicted model, not a curated record
GUCAGAUGAGACGCGCACCCCUUAAGUUUAAGCCGGUGCUCGUCAUUUACGCAGCGACCGUCUGUGCCUUUUACGCACACGCACUGCCGAGAAGUCGCUCUCGCCUCUACGUCUCCGUGUGUAAAGACACCGGACUUUCAUUUUUGUCGUCAAACAAGAGCAACUGACGAGGACGAGAGAUGGGAACGUGGUGGGGACUCGCCGGACUUUCUACGUGCUGUUGUUUGCUGAUGCUGAUUCAUUGUUCACCGCAAGCAGAUGCGGCGAUCGCAUGCAGCUCCAGGCAGUUUCCCUGUGGAAAUGGGAGGUGCAUCACCAGCAGGUGGAUUUGCGACGGCACCGACGACUGUGGCGAUGGAAGUGAUGAGCUGCCGUCCAGUUGCGAAACUAAAACCUGUCUGGACUCCGAGUACAACUGUGGCCUCCCCACGAACCAGUGCGUCCCUGGGACCUGGCACUGCGACGGCAAGGCCGACUGCCUCAACGGGGCCGACGAGGAGAACUGCACGGCCAAGCGGUGCGCCAGCGGCCAGUUCCAGUGCGCCAACGGCCAGUGCAUUUCCAGCUCCUUCGUCUGCGACAGGGACGGCGACUGCUCGGACGGCUCGGACGAGGCCUCCUGCCCGGCGCCCACGUGCAGCCCCGGCUCCUUCCGGUGCAACGACUCGGUGUGCGUGCCGGCCAUGUGGCGCUGCGACGGCGACGAGGACUGCGCCGACGGCUCCGACGAGUGGCCGUCGACCUGCCCGCGGGCGGCGGCGCGGCCGGCGGCGCGCUGCGGCGCCCGCGAGUUCCAGUGCGCCGACGGCCAGUGCGUCCACGGCGGCUGGAGGUGCGACGGAAGCCCCGACUGCCAGGACGGAUCGGACGAGCUGGGCUGCGCUCGUCCCACGUGUCGCCCGGAUCAGUUCGCGUGCCGCGACGGCACCUGCGUCCCCGGCACCAAGCAGUGUGACGGCGCGUACGACUGCGCCGACUCCAGCGAUGAGAUGGGCUGCCGCGUGGAAAGCGAAUGUGAGGGUCCGUCCAAGUUCAAGUGCGGCAGCGGGGAGUGUAUCAGCAUGGAGAAGGUGUGUGACUCCAGGAAAGACUGCUUCGACCAUUCAGAUGAGCCUGUAAUAGAGUGUGGCAGGAACGAGUGCCUGACUGGAAAUGGCGGCUGCUCCCAUGACUGCAACGACCUGAAGGUCGGCUACAACUGCUCCUGUCCUGCUGGCUACAGCCUGCAGACGGACAAGAAAACCUGUCAGGACAUCGAUGAAUGUGCCGAGCCCGACGCCUGCAGUCAGAUCUGCAUCAACCGGCCCGGCAGCUACAGGUGCGACUGCGAGAGCGGCUACGAGCUGGACCCCGCCACCAAGACGUGCAAGGCGGCGUCAGGGACGGCGCCCACCCUGUUCUUCACCAACAAGCACGAGGUGCGGAAGGUGGCGGUGGACCGCGGCGAGUACGUCUCCGUCAUACCACAGCUGAAACACGCGGCGGCCCUGGACGUGGACGUAGCAAACGGGAGGAUCUUCUGGUCGGACCGGUCCAUGAAGAAAAUCUACAGCUCCAGCAUCGACGUGGCCGGCGACGCCUCUCGGCACGCCGUCGUCGUUGGCGGCGGCGUCGAGGCGCCGGAGGGCCUGGCGGUGGACUGGGUCCACGGGAACAUCUACUGGACGGACGGCGGACUGAAGACGAUCUCUGUGGCGACGACUGACGGCAGCAGGAGGAAGACCCUCAUCACAGACAACCUGGACAAGCCCCGAGGCAUCACCGUGGACCCGAUACACAACUUCGUGUACUGGACAGACUGGGGCGACGAGGCCAAGAUAGAGAAGAGCGGCCUGAACGGGGCGGGCCGCGUUGCCCUGGUAACGGCAAACAUCGUGUGGCCCAACGGCAUCACCCUGGACGUGGUCAACCAGCGGCUGUACUGGGUGGACGCCAAGAUGCACACGCUGUCCAGCGUGGACGUGAACGGAGGCGAGCGGCGCAGCAUCAUCCUGGACAGCGACAAGCUCUCCCACCCCCUCUCCCUGGCCGUGUUUGAGGAGAAAGUGUUCUGGACGGAUUCUGCCAACAGGGCCGUUUUCAGUGCCAACAGCCUGACGGGCGGCGACAUCACCGAGCUGGCAGCCGAUCUGGACCGGCCCGAGGACAUUGUUCUCUACCACGCGCUCAAGCAGCCCGCUGCCACAAACUGGUGCACGGAGAGGAACAGCGUCAACGGUGGCUGCGAGUUCCUGUGUCUGCCGGCGCCCCACAUCAACGAGCACUCCGCUAGAUACACCUGUGCCUGUCAGGACCACGCCGCCAUGGCGGCAGACAUGAGGAAGUGCGACCCAGCAACAACUCCUGCUGCGAACGCGACGGGUGCCGUGGCUCCGCCCCAAGCUCCAACCACACAACCCACCACCACCACCACCACAGCUGACAAGAAACUCAUGAACUCCUCCUCUGGUCCCUCCUUACAGAAGUCAGAUAGCAGAGUGGCAGCCGUGCCCAAGGAGGCCCCUUCAUCCCACCCUGUCGCUCUCUACAUCGUAUUGCCAAUACUGCUCGUCUCCCUGCUGGUGUUCGGAACCGUGCUGCUGUGGAGACACUGGCGGGUGAAGAACCAGAACACCAUCCACUUUGACAACCCGGUGUACCAGAAAACCACCGAGGACGAGAUGCACAUCUGCAGGGACGGCUCGGACGGCUAUGUUUAUCCUCAGAGGCAGAUGCUGAGCAUGGAGGACAUGGAUGUUGCAUGACUGAAAAGUGAAGACUACACUAGUUUUGUUUAAAGUGGAUUUUUCUUUUCUGGAAGUUAUGGUUAUUUAUUUCCACUCUGCUGCUUAACAUCCGUCCGUAGCACACAGCCUGGUGGGAGCACAGAGCGGUGUCGUGGUGAAGUACCUAUAUAUGGUUCGAGAGCACGAUGUUCUUGAUGCCAGAGUCCUGACUCAUCUGAAUGUGUGUUAUGAAGUUGCCUGCUUGCUCAACACGUGGCCUCGGCGUGCUGCAUACUUACUGUACGUUCCCUUUAAUCUUGAAAAGCCUUAACGUCUUAACGCUCCCGUCUGCCUUCCAUCCACGUGAUGCUCCAGAAUGAGCCCCACCUCCCAUAUUAAUGGCAUUUGUCUUCAUCACCUGUUGUAAUAUGAUUUUUUUUCUUAAACUUUUGUGACCAAUCUCCAAACAGGGAACGUGAGAGUGAGGAGUUACAGAUAGUUUACAAUGCAAAUGGAAAAGCUGCUGAGUUUUUUUGUAGUCAACCAAAAAAGGAAAAUAAUAUAUAGUUCAAGAAGUUGUAAAUAAUGACUGUAAAUAUUUUUGUAAAACAGUCUUAUGCUCAUUGUUCUUUGCUUGUUAUGUUUUGUAAAUUAAAAUCAAGAAAUAUUGUAAAUAUGUUAAAGAUUAUUUAUUUUCAGGAGGUUACUAAGGUUUCCGCUUGUGUUGAUUGUGACCCAAACGGUCAUGUUUGUCGUUUGACAACGUACACUACACACGUGAAGCAGCUCCACCUGUUCCUCGCGUUUUUGUUUGUUAGUUAUAAAUCCUCAUUUACUCUGUUUUUUUUGCCUUUUGCUGUGAUCACUUGUUUUCACUGUGACGUUGAGGAACGUUCAUUGUGUUUAAAACUCGAUGUUCUCAUCAACAGCAGAGCGGAUGUUCGGCCCCGUCCGAUGGAGACGUGCACUCUGCUGAUGUUGUGUUUAGUUGUACUGGUCUUUUACAAAUAAAUAAAAAAAUUGUCUGUCUUGUUAA